UAUUUAGCCCUGUUCCCAGAUUACUGGAACGCUUUUUCCCUCAUCGAGUUAAUCUGAGUGCCGCGGGCUCGUAUGGGAUUGAGGCACUCAUCCCGGUGCCUGCUCCUGCGGAGGAAGAUGGCGGAGGCUGAGGGAUCGGAGCAGCAGCAGAAGCAUCAGCUUCAGCAGCAACAGCAGCAGCGCACGGUCAGUAAUCCCGCCCCCUCGUCCCAGUCCCUGCAGUCAUCCACCGUGCCUAAGCCUGUGCCCUCGGUCCAUCAUGUCCCUCGCCCCCCUCACACCCCACAUGUCUCGGCACUGUCUGCCUGUCCCGGACGGGGCAAGAUGGCCAAGCUCCUCAACCCAGAGGAGAUGACAUCACGGGACUACUACUUUGACUCCUAUGCCCACUUUGGCAUUCAUGAGGAGAUGCUGAAGGAUGAGGUGAGAACAUUGACUUACAGGAACUCCAUGUAUCACAAUAAACAUAUUUUUAAGGACAAGAUUGUUCUGGAUGUGGGCAGCGGGACAGGAAUCCUCUCCAUGUUUGCUGCCAAGGCAGGAGCCAAGCAUGUGUACGGGAUUGAAUGCUCAAGUAUAUCAGAGUAUUCUGAGAAAAUCAUCAAAUCAAAUCAUCUGGACAACGUUAUUACCAUCUUUAAGGGGAAAGUGGAGGAGACAGAAUUGCCUGUGGAUCAGGUGGACAUUAUCGUCUCUGAAUGGAUGGGCUACUGUCUUUUUUAUGAGUCCAUGCUGAAAACCGUCAUCUAUGCCAGGGACAAGUGGCUGAAGCCCGGAGGCUUUAUGUUCCCAGACAGAGCAACACUGUACGUGGUGGCCAUUGAGGACAGACAAUACAAAGAUUUUAAAAUCCACUGGUGGGAGAACGUCUAUGGUUUCGAUAUGACCUGCAUACGGAACGUUGCUCUGAUGGAACCACUGGUUGAUAUUGUGGAUCCCAAACAAGUGGUGACCAACUCCUGCCUUAUUAAGGAGGUGGACAUUUACACAGUGAAACUAGAGGACCUGACCUUCACCUCAGCUUUUUGCCUGCAGAUCCAGAGGAAUGACUACAUUCAUGCUCUUGUCACCUACUUCAACAUAGAGUUCACCAAGUGUCACAAGAAAACGGGCUUCUCCACAGCCCCUGAUGGUCCCAGUACUCACUGGAAGCAGACAGUAUUUUACCUGGAGGACUACCUGACCGUGCGGCGAGGAGAGGAAAUCCUAGGCAGCAUCGCUGUGAAGCCCAAUGAGAACAAUGAGCGUGACUUGGACUUCACCUUUGAGCUGGAUUUCAAAGGGCAGCUCUGUGACGCAGCCAUUUCCCAUGACUACAAGAUGCGGUAGGGCUCCACCAGGGGGCAACAUUUCCCCAAAAACUGAGCUAACCAGAGAAAGCAAGAGGAGGCUGAAUCACUUGCUGCUACAUGUUCUGACCAAACAGGAGAGACUAAGAGGACAACACAAGUGCAACAUGAUGUCAUCAUCAGUGCAAAACCAGCGCAAAGAGCAAUAGUGUCAUCAGUCCUCCAACUCUGCAAAACACAAGGCUGUAAGAGAGCAUCACUGAAUGUACUUGUCAAUGAGCUUGAGAAUGUCUUAGUUGUCCUUUAUUUUAACCAGAAGAAAAGAAAGCAUGGCAGAAAGUACACUGUUGAACAGUAAUCUAUAAGGCAAUGUGACACAAAAAGAGGUGACAUAGUUCUUUAAAUAAAAACACUUAAUGUGCACAUUUUAGGCUCUACAGGAUGAUUAUUUUAACAGCAUGGAGAAAGAUGAGUAUUUAAGAGCAAGACAUUUUAUUACUUAUUUUCAAAUAAUUUAACUUACUCCUCAUGAGUAAAUGUAUUUAACUGUUAAUUUUGUUAACUGCUUGGUGGUUGAACGGUUUAAUAUUGUGGCUAGCAUGUUUUCUGACUUGUUGCUUUUAAUGAGUGAAGAUGUUCUUUUUCAAGAAUCACAAUACUGGUUUGAAGCUUCUUUUUGUUGUUUUUUUAAGGUCAAUGUUUAAUAUUUUUGGCACAUAAUUUUAACAUUUUAAGCAAUCAUUUGUUAAGUUUCUUGGAAUUCUGGGGUAAGAAUGGGUAAAUAAAUCAGAGAUGAGUAAAUGA
Molecule: messenger RNA, 2093 nt
Organism: Colossoma macropomum (tambaqui)
Lineage: Eukaryota; Metazoa; Chordata; Actinopteri; Characiformes; Serrasalmidae
Gene: prmt8b
Product: protein arginine methyltransferase 8b
Exons: 10
Coding region: 73-1329 (418 amino acids)
Biological process (GO): peptidyl-arginine methylation
Cellular component (GO): plasma membrane
Molecular function (GO): protein-arginine N-methyltransferase activity
Source: RefSeq, a predicted model, not a curated record